AUGUCCGGUCGCGGCAAGGGUGGCAAGGUCAAGGGAAAGUCCAAGUCCCGCUCCUCCAGGGCUGGACUCCAGUUCCCCGUCGGAAGGAUCCACCGUCUUCUCCGCAAAGGAAACUACGCUGAACGUGUCGGUGCUGGUGCUCCAGUGUACCUAGCCGCCGUGAUGGAAUACCUGGCCGCUGAGGUCCUGGAAUUGGCAGGAAAUGCUGCCCGUGACAACAAGAAGACAAGAAUCAUCCCCCGUCACUUGCAGUUGGCCAUCCGUAACGACGAGGAGUUGAACAAGCUCCUUUCCGGCGUUACCAUCGCCCAGGGAGGUGUCCUGCCUAACAUCCAGGCUGUGCUCCUGCCCAAGAAGACCGAA
This is a messenger RNA of Papaver somniferum (opium poppy), 363 nucleotides long. RefSeq names its product histone H2A. Gene Ontology annotation, molecular function: structural constituent of chromatin; DNA binding; protein heterodimerization activity. The annotation marks the transcript as partial. Gene Ontology annotation, cellular component: nucleosome. The record is from RefSeq and is a predicted model, not a curated record. The transcript has a single exon. NCBI's taxonomy places the organism in Eukaryota, Viridiplantae, Streptophyta, Magnoliopsida, Ranunculales, Papaveraceae.